Messenger RNA from Insectozyma verbasci, 1350 nucleotides. NCBI's taxonomy places the organism in Eukaryota, Fungi, Ascomycota, Pichiomycetes, Serinales, Debaryomycetaceae. The record is from the annotation of a GenBank genome assembly.
AUGUCAUCAGAAGAAGCAGUAGUUUUAACGUCAGCAAAACGAAAUGCACGUUUCAUCACAUUAAAUCGAGUCCGUAAAUUAAAUUCUUUAAAUACAGAAAUGGUUUCACUCAUAACACCAAAUUUAUUAAAAUAUGCAAAAGAACCAAAUCAAUGUGUUAUCAUAUUAAAUUCCAACUCUCCUAAGGCUUUAUGUGCCGGUGGUGAUGUAGCGGAAGUUGCUAAUCAGAUAGUCAAAAAAAACCCCAAUUAUGGUGCAGAUUUCUUUGAUAAGGAAUAUAAUCUCGAUUAUAUAAUUUCAACAUUUCCAAAACCUUAUAUUUCAAUAAUGGAUAAUAUUACUUUUGGUGGGGGAGUUGGAUUAUCAGUGCAUGCACCAUUUAGAAUCGCGACUGAAAGGACAAAAUUAGCUAUGCCUGAAAUGGAUAUUGGUUUUUUUCCAGAUGUUGGUACUACAUUUUUUUUGCCUAGAUUAGAUGAUAAAUUGGGAUAUUAUAUUGCAUUGACAAGUUCUGUUUUAAAAGGUGAAGAUGCUUAUUUUAGUGGAUUUGCAACUCAUUAUAUAAAAUCUGAAAAAAUUGGACAAUUGACUAAUAGAUUGGCAGAUUUACAACCUGCUGAAAGUGGUUAUUUUGAUCAAGUAAAUCAAAUAUUGAAUGAAUUUCAAGAUGAGUUGCCUAAAGAUUAUCAAUAUUUCUUAUCUACAGAUGAGAUUAAAAUUAUUAAAGAUGCAUUUUCAAAAUCUACAAUUGAUGAAGUUUUAGAAUACUUUAAGACGGAAGGCUCUGAAUUUUCAAAAAAGACCUUAAAGACCCUAUUAACAAAACCAAGAACAUCUAUUGCUAUCGGACACGAACUCAUGAAUCGUGGAUUAAAAAAUACAAUCAAGGAACAAUUUGAAUUAGAAAUGGUUGCAGCUACUAAUAUAAUGACUAUCCCUGCUGAAUCUAAUGAUUUUGCAAAGGGAGUAGUCCAUAAAUUAGUAGAUAAGAUCAAAGACCCAUUCUUUCCAAAAUGGAAUGAUCCAAGCAUAGUUACCUCCGAAUUUAUAAAUAAAAUAGUUACCAAAUCUGAAACUACUAAGAAGUAUUUACCUGAUGUUCUUAUUCAAAAAUGGUUUGGUGUAGAUUAUAGUCAAUAUCCUUAUAAUUAUGGAUUACCUAGAAAUAAAGAAGUUAGUGAUUUUAUAGCAGGUACUGAUGGUUCAAAUAGAACUUAUUUACCUACUCCUAAUGAAGUAUUUAAACAUUUUAAAGGAAAAUCAGGAAUUGAGUUGAAAGUUAAACAAUUGUUGGAUUUACAUGGUGAAACUGCAAAAUAUGAUCAUAAGUAUGUUACAUGGAAAGAUUAA